Messenger RNA from Thrips palmi, 2615 nucleotides. Its product is annotated as zinc finger protein 883-like. Lineage: Eukaryota; Metazoa; Arthropoda; Insecta; Thysanoptera; Thripidae. Bases 173 to 2221 code for a protein of 682 amino acids. Gene Ontology annotation, biological process: regulation of transcription by RNA polymerase II. Gene Ontology annotation, molecular function: RNA polymerase II cis-regulatory region sequence-specific DNA binding; DNA-binding transcription factor activity, RNA polymerase II-specific. The transcript has 5 exons. The record is from RefSeq and is a predicted model, not a curated record.
CCGGCUCGGAUCCCCCGACCGAAGUGAUAGGCUACUCCAACGAAUCUUCAGACGGAAGAACACUGACAGAGAUUCAUUGGAGUACCCUAAGCCGCAGCUUUGCGCAGCUCGACCCACGAAAAGUUGGCGGCGUUCGCAUCGAGUGACGUGCAGUGAUUCUGAUGAGAAGACGAUGCGUUCCAAGUGCGCUGUCUGUUCCAAACUUUGCCAUUCUGCAGGCGCACUCAAGGUUCAUGUCAGGAUCCACACCGGCGAGAAGCCGUACGAGUGUACCAUCUGCAAAAAGAAGUUCAAUCAAAGAAGUUACCUCCGAACGCAUCUGCGGAUCCACACCAAUGAGAGGCCCUUCGAGUGCACCGUCUGCCACAAGAAGUUCCACCAGUCUACGUCCCUUCGGACGCACCUCCGCGCCCACACUGGGGAGAGGCCCUACGAGUGCACCAUCUGCAAGAAGACCUUCGUUGUGGCAACGCUACUGCGGACGCACCUUCGCAUCCACACUGGGGAGAAGCCAUACAAGUGCUUGGUCUGCGGUAAGAAGUUUCGUCUCAAGGGAUCCCAUCGUGAGCACCUGCGCACCCACACUGGAGAGAAGUCUUUUGAAUGCACGAUUUGCAAGGGUAAGUAUGGCCAGGCAGACCAUCUGAAGAGGCACCUCCGUAUCCACACCGGGGAGAAGGCUUUCGAAUGCACGGUGUGCCUGAAGAGGUUCGGCUUGGCAUGCAGCCUCCGAGCGCAUCUUCGGAUCCACACUGGAGAAACGCCCUUCGAGUGCACGGUCUGCAAAAGGAAGUUUGGUCGAGAAGAAAACCUCCGCAAGCACCUCCUUACCCACACUGGGGAGAAGCCUUUCCAGUGCGUGGUCUGCAACCGAAAGUUUACGUGGGCUCAAAACCUCGCUAUGCACGUUCGCACCCACAUCGGGGAGAAGCCUUUUGAAUGCACGGUCUGUGGGAAAAAGUUCAUUUCUCAAUCGGACCUACGAAAGCACCUCCAAACCCACACCGCUGAAAAGCCUUUCGAGUGCGUGGUUUGCAAUACCAAGUUUACUACGAAACCUGAACGACAGAGGCACUAUCUGACCCACACCGGGGACAGGCCGUACAAGUGUACGUUUUGCUCAAAGAAAUUUGGCAGGGAGGAUGCGUUACGGGUGCACGUCCGGAUGCACACUGGAGAUACUCCCUUUGUGUGCACGGUCUGUCAGAGGAAGUUCCUCUCAGCCGGGUCCCUUCGAACGCACCUCUUGAUCCACACUGGGGAGAGACCUUACAAGUGCACGGUCUGCAAAAAGACGUACCUCCAAGCCGGAGACCUGCGGGCACACGUGCGCGUUCACAUUGAGGAACUACCCUACGAGUGUACCGUCUGCAACAAGGGCUUCAUCCGAGCCAAAGACCUCCGGGCGCAUGUCCGCACCCACACGGGAGAAAGGCCUUUCGAGUGUACUGUCUGCAGCAAGACAUUUGUUGAAGCCCGAGACCUUCGGUCGCACGUGUACGUCCACUUGGAAAAGUCUUUCGAUUGCACGGUUUGUCAGAAAACGUAUGGUCGGGCUGACCACCUCAAGAGGCACGUCCUCAUCAGUCACGUCAAAGACAGGUCCUUCCGGUGCACGGAAUGCCUCAAAAGCUUCAACGACGAAAGCGGACUCCGAGCGCACCUCUUCAACGCCCACGUUGACGAGAAGCCGUUUGAAUGCACGGUCUGCAGUAAGAAGUUCUAUUUGGAAGGGUCCCUUCGCACGCAUCUGCGCAUCACCGGCGAGCAGCCUUCAAUGAGCAGGGUUUGUUCGAGCACUGGGCACCCUUACAAUACGGGCGAAGGCGAGAGCGAGGUCAAGAAGGAGUUGGAGUCAGAGGAGAGAGGAGACGUUACCACGGACGUGAUCGACCACAUACCGCUGCUACACGAAGCAGUACGUGUGGAGCUGCCACCCAAUGAUUCAGUUGCUGGUUCAAAGCAACUACCUUCGGUCAAGACGGAACCUGAACCUGUCGACAUCGCAGAGUUCCGAACCCCUGCGGCCGCUUCAACACCCGCAGCUGAUGCUCCCUCCAUUCCCAUCAAGACCCUCCCUCCCGCGAGAAGCCCCACGAGUCCACUACCAGUCGCGCAGCCUCGGAAGUUAUUUGCUGCACUCACCAAAUCGAUGGAGCAAGCUCGGCCAAGCCGACUGCGGCGACCACCCAGGCGAUUCAAAGAUUACAUUGUUGACUAGGUAAUCCUGCUGGUUGCCUGUUAGAACUUUUGUAAUUGUUUUUUUAAUACUCCGUGACUCCGUACUUCAGCAUAGUGCUGAUCAAUUAAUGCAUGCGAGUUUUAUAUUUAUCAUAAGCAUGUAUUAUGCGUUUUUAAUCAUUAGUUUUUUUGUUUAUUUCAAUAUAUUUUAAAUCAUUCAUGAUCAAGUGUUUUAUUAUCACAAGUUAAGUUUUACUGUUUUUAAUGGUGCUGAUAUUUUUACUUAUCUGCCUUAACGGAAGAUUAAUUCCAGUGAUUUCUGUACCCUGAAUUACACUGGUAAAAUGUAUUCCAAUUUUUCCUUUACAUCGGUGACACAUUCCGAACACGGUUCAAAUUUAUUUAGUUAAAUAAACUAAUGAGUUUCAUGCGAA